AGACCCCUGUUCUCCUCCAGCAAGAAACAUGGAACAAGUGAACUGACGUGAAAUCCCAUUCUGCUGCUGCCCAGCAAUGGGUUGUGUGCAAUGCAAGAAAAAGAAGGGAAACCAAACUCAGAACAGCAGCAAUGAUGGGACAAUUAACCCACCCCUGAACUCCUGCUGUGAUCCUAACUCCUCCCAGCAGAACCCCCCCAGCUUCACCCACAUCCCAGAUUUCAACAACUUCCCAAGGACGCCAGGGCCUUUGACUUCAGUUGGUCCUGGGGGCUCUGGGCUCUACCCGACACCCUCUGUUCACAUGCCAGCAAUUGGGAUUACAGGUGGAGGAGUGACCCUUUUUAUUGCCUUGUAUGAUUAUGAAGCCAGAACAGAAGACGAUCUGACAUUCAUAAAGGGAGAGAAAUUCCACAUCAUCAACAAUACAGAGGGUGACUGGUGGGAGGCACGCUCCCUGAGCACUGGAGCCACUGGCUACAUCCCCAGCAAUUAUGUGGCCCCUGUGGACUCCAUCCAAGCAGAAGAGUGGUACUUCGGGAAGAUUGGCCGCAAGGAUGCUGAGAGGCAGCUGCUGUGCCAUGGCAACCCCCGGGGGGCCUUUCUCAUCCGUGAGAGUGAAACCACCAAAGGUGCCUACUCACUGUCUAUCCGGGACUGGGAUGAGAUGAAGGGAGACCAUGUCAAGCAUUACAAGAUCCGGAAGCUGGACAGCGGUGGCUAUUACAUCACCACCCGGACCCAGUUUGAGACUGUGCAACAGCUGGUGCAGCAUUACAGAGAGAGAGCUGCAGGAUUGUGCUGCCGCCUGGCCGUGCCGUGCCCUAAGGGGAUGCCCAAACUGGCGGACCUGUCUGUGAAAACCAAAGACGUUUGGGAGAUUCCUCGCGAAUCGCUGCAGCUCAUCAAGAAGCUGGGCAAUGGGCAGUUCGGGGAAGUGUGGAUGGGCACUUGGAAUGGCACCACCAAAGUUGCGGUGAAGACGCUGAAACCUGGGACCAUGUCUCCAGAAGCCUUCCUGGAGGAGGCCCAGAUCAUGAAGCGCUUACGGCACGACAAACUGGUGCAGCUGUAUGCCGUGGUGUCAGAAGAGCCCAUUUUCAUUGUUACUGAGUUCAUGAGCCAAGGUAGUUUGCUAGAUUUUUUGAAAGACAGAGAUGGUCGUUUCUUGAAGUUGCCCCAACUGGUGGACAUGGCAGCACAGAUUGCAGCCGGAAUGGCUUACAUUGAGCGAAUGAAUUACAUCCAUCGGGACCUGCGUGCUGCCAACAUCCUUGUGGGUGACAACCUUGUGUGUAAAAUUGCUGACUUUGGCUUGGCCCGACUCAUUGAAGACAACGAAUACACAGCUCGCCAAGGUGCCAAAUUUCCCAUCAAGUGGACAGCUCCAGAAGCCGCUCUCUAUGGCAAGUUCACCAUCAAGUCAGACGUGUGGUCCUUCGGCAUCCUCCUGACAGAGCUCGUGACCAAGGGCCGAGUGCCUUACCCAGGCAUGAACAACCGGGAGGUGUUGGAACAGGUGGAACGGGGUUACCGCAUGGCCUGUCCUGGGAAUUGCCCCCCCUCGUUGCACGAUCUGAUGGUGCAGUGCUGGAAGAAGGAGCCUGAGGAGCGCCCCACUUUUGAAUACCUCCAGACAUUUCUAGAAGACUACUUCACUGCUACGGAGCCUCAGUAUCAGCCGGGAGACAACAACUGUAACUGAAGGGGCUGCUGACCAGGACUGGGACCUUGGAGAGCGCGCUCUGUGAGGACCGCUCUCGAGUGUGGUGUGAGACUGGGACGCACUGAGAUGACCUCCCCCCCGUCCAGCACCAGGAGCUGAGGGUCCCAUUUUGUAGAACUGGGAUUUGGUUCCUUUCUCCUUCAUCUUAAUUUUAAUUUUAUUCUCCUCUGGGAGUAUUGCUUUCUUAUUAUUGUGAUUUUGUGUUUUAAAUUCUGCCUCAUCCUGAAGAGCUCCCAUGCUGGUCUUUGGAGAUUAAAAAAGAUGGGGAUGAUGAUGAUGACGAUGAUGACGAUGAUGAGCAGCCAAGGCUAGAGAUGGCAGGAGGAGAGGAAUUUGCUUCAUAGUGCAUCCUCUCUUAAUUAAGUUGCUUCUCUGUGAAAGUUGGAGAACCUUCAGCCCUUGAAAGAGCCCCUUUGGCUUUGUACUUCAGCCCCCUUUGAUUCCAGUCAACAAGGCACUGUGGGAGUUGUAGCGCCAGAUGUUUGCAUGCACCUUUUCCCUAACCCUGCUGCAGCCAGUAAGGAUAAGGGUAGGAGGGCUGCAGGACCACAGAAUAAAGAACUUUGCACAAUGAGAUAUGUUACCUAGCCAUCCUGCAACCAGUGCCCUCCAGAUGUGACUGCAACUCUCAGAAUUCAUCAGCUUGCAAAGGCCAUGCUGGCUGGGAACUCUGAGAGUUGUAGUCCUGUGGCAUCAGAUAUGGGAGGUUGCUGUUGAACCCCAACUGCCAUGAUGCCAUUGGCCAAACAAUCUAGGUUUGGUAAGCAUGUUUGAGUCCUGCAAGAUCUGGAGAGCCGUGGUACUCUGUUCCUCCCCUACAACAUUCUGGAAGGUGGGCAUGAUGUGGACAGUGGAUACCACAUUUCUUCUCCCUCCUCAUUAGCUCUGAUGCUCUGAAUUCAUGACUUGGUACUAUCUGGGAACAUAUCAUGUCUGAAAUCGCUGAGUUACGACCAUGAUAUGAGAAUGAACUUACGUAAAAUCCAUUAUAGGUUUAUAGGUUGAUCAAGCAAUAUCAGCCUUUUUCUUGUGAGGGUCAGCUUGGCUUUCGAAUUAUAUAUUGGGGGCUGCACUUCAAAAAGGAGAUGGGGCCAGGACAGAGCCCUAAUUCACUGGUGCAUAAAGGAAGCAGACAGUGUUGCCUAGGAUAACUCAAGGGGAAAUUGUAUGCCAAAAUGGCUUUGGAUCCUGUUUGCAGAAGGAGAGAGUGUCUGAGCAGAUUCCUGUGGAACUGUGAAGUGUCUGUUCCAUAGCCACAUGGUGCCUUCUGACAAUAAGACAAUGCUCCUUACCAGAUGGGGGCUUGUGCACCAUCCAUUGAAAAUUAAUGAUUUUUGCUUGUCAACUGGGAACCGUUCCAGAUGUUCCUUACCAGAUGUGCUGGGACUGCAGUGUCCAAAAUUCCUAGCCAGUAAUUACAACCCUAACACAUUUGGAGGGACUUGGUUGGAAGAGGCUGGCUUAUCUGGUAUCCAUAUCCCAAUUAUCUCCCACUAACCUUUUCUCCCUCUGCACAAGAAUCCUCUAAUCUAAAGCUCUGGCAGGUGUGUUGAGGAAUCUGCCACAGAUCAUUAAUAGGACCCUAACCAUAAUCUUUGGAGGAAAGCUAUGCCUCCAACACCAAUAAAAGAAGGUCCUAAGUCAGAGUUGUGGCCUCCCAGGUACAUUUAGAUUAAAAUUCCAUCAUCCUUGAUCAUUGUCCUUGUUAGUUGGGACGGCUGGAAGUUGGAGUCUGGGAACAUCUGGAGAGCCACUGGUUCUCCAAACUGUCCUAAGAAGUGCUUCAGUAGAAAUUUUAGAAGACAAGUGUUGUAGAUGUCUAAAAACAGCUACAAUAAAGUCUGCUGUAGAUCCAAGGGGAAAAACUUGAGUUUCCCUUCAUUUCCAUCCCUCUGUAAUUUGAAAUACUGCCAAGACACUGGAAAUUGCUGAAAUGUGAACUACUGCAUUGCACUGGGCUGAUUUCUGAAGGAUAUGCAGAUUUACUGAGAAAUAAGCAUAAUUGCUUAUUUCAACCUUGGUUGCUGAACAGAUCACCACAUUAUGGCUUAUUAUUGAUGAACCAGGCCAAUGAUUUAACAUUGCUUCCUUUCAGGUAAGAAUAUGAAAGAUUUAAAUCCUUAACUGUGGUCAGCAUGUAGGAUUAUGACCAGGGCUCUUAUAGUUUGUAAACCAUGGUAUAUUGUAUAAAUCAGCAAAUUAUGAUUCAUUAAACUAUUAACAAAUAAACAAUGGUUUAGCACAGUGUGUGAACCGAA
Candoia aspera is the source of this 3984-nucleotide messenger RNA. RefSeq names its product FGR proto-oncogene, Src family tyrosine kinase (gene FGR). Gene Ontology annotation, cellular component: extrinsic component of cytoplasmic side of plasma membrane. Lineage: Eukaryota; Metazoa; Chordata; Lepidosauria; Squamata; Candoiidae. The transcript is spliced from 12 exons. Bases 77 to 1705 code for a protein of 542 amino acids. The record is from RefSeq and is a predicted model, not a curated record. Gene Ontology annotation, molecular function: ATP binding; non-membrane spanning protein tyrosine kinase activity; signaling receptor binding. Gene Ontology annotation, biological process: cell differentiation; cell surface receptor protein tyrosine kinase signaling pathway; innate immune response.